UCUAAGGGAAGCAUCAUCAAUACCUCUCAUUCACAGGAUCAUUUGUCUAUACUAUUUCAAAGGAGGAGAUCAUAGAAAACAAAGUUGUCCCUGAUGAUGAUGAACUUUAUCUGUUUGCUGCUUGCAGUCUCAUUCUCAGAGUCAGCUGGUAUGGACGUUGGAUGGGCGCCGGCCCAGUUCCCGGGAAUGUUUGUGCUGGGAGAUUAAUUGGUGGAUAAUGGGAACAAUAACGGCUUGAGCUCUUUGGCAAAAUCCAACUAUCUUCCUUAUGGUAUUGAUUUCGAAGGAGGACCAACUGGGAGGUUCUCCAACGGAAAAACCAUCGUAGAUUUCCUUGGAGAUUUGUUAGGUCUCCCUCUUCUUCCAGCAUUCACUGUAACUUUCACUGGAGAAAGUGCCGUUCGCAGUGGAGUAAACUAGGCUUCAGCAGCAGCAGGGAUCCUUGAUGAAAGCGGACUAAAUCUAGGGGACAGGUUCAGCUUGAGUCAGCAGGUUCGAAAUUUGGGAAGUACAUUGAACCAACUGAGAAACCAAAUGGAUGAGGAGGAGCUGAAUCAGUAUUUGAGAAAGUCCUUAGUUGUGAUGAACAUUGGUAGCAAUGACUACAUCAAUAAUUACCUCAAGCCCUCAUUUUAUUCCUCCAGCUCCACUUACAAUCCUGAAGAUUAUGCUGAUCUUCUUAUAAUGAAUUACGCAGGGCAAAUUAUGGCACCAUACAGAUUAGGAUUGAGAAAAUUUUUGUUGGCGGGCAUUGGCCCCCUUGGUUGCAUACCGAAUCAGCUAGCUACGGAUCUUGCUCCACCAGGGAAGUGUGUAUCUGCCGUUAAUGAUAUGGUGAGAAUGUUCAAUAAGCGGCUCAAAUCUCUUGUUGAUCAGCUAAAUGCUAACCACACCGACGCCGGGGCCAUUUUUGUUUAUGGCAAUACCUAUGGAGCCUUCAAUGACAUACUAGGUAGUCCUGCCACUUACGGAUUCACUACCACGGAUAGAGGAUGUUGUGGCAUUGGAAGAAAUAGAGGGCAAAUGACUUGUCUUCCCUUUUCAAUCCCAUGCUCGAAUAGGGAUGAAUAUAUCUUCUGGGAUGCGUAUCAUCCAACCCAAGCUUUCAAUGAGAUUAUUGCCCAAGAGGCAUACUCAGCCUCCCAAUCUGCUUGCUAUCCCAUCAAUGUAAAACAAAUGGCUCAAGUCUGAUUUCUGCUCCAACUCACGU
Molecule: messenger RNA, 1210 nt
Organism: Theobroma umbraticum
Lineage: Eukaryota; Viridiplantae; Streptophyta; Magnoliopsida; Malvales; Malvaceae
Product: GDSL esterase/lipase At5g08460
Molecular function (GO): hydrolase activity, acting on ester bonds
Source: RefSeq, a predicted model, not a curated record